Hermetia illucens (black soldier fly) is the source of this 2629-nucleotide messenger RNA. RefSeq names its product nuclear pore complex protein Nup93-1-like. Gene Ontology annotation, biological process: poly(A)+ mRNA export from nucleus; protein import into nucleus. The transcript is spliced from 12 exons. Gene Ontology annotation, cellular component: nuclear pore. Lineage: Eukaryota; Metazoa; Arthropoda; Insecta; Diptera; Stratiomyidae. The record is from RefSeq and is a predicted model, not a curated record. Gene Ontology annotation, molecular function: structural constituent of nuclear pore. The coding region runs from base 128 to 2563 and encodes 811 amino acids.
UCAAACACAAAAAUUGGCUCCAUAUAACCGGCUGUCUGGAGGUUAGAAAUUUUGAAAACAAGGCUGGGUUAGACGUCAAACUCAGGAGGAAAUUCUGUUUUAAAUCGGACGUGAACACUCUCUCACAAUGGAUUUCAACAGUUUGUUGCAACAAGCACAGAAAUUAACGAACGAGACUCAACACCUGGAGGAGCUUCCACAUGUUGAGCGGACGCUGCCGCAAGUGUUACAAGCGACCCAGGAACUUCAUUCGCGCGUAACUCAAACUGGGGCGCAAGAUAUCCAAGCUCAUAUAUUGUUGGGUUCAAAAGGUAUCGACUUGCCUAAAAUCUCGCAAAAGUUAGAGACACUCAGCACGCGACGAACGUUCGAGCCCUUAGAUCCGAUUACGGACACAGAUAUUCAAAGCUUCUUAAAAAAUGAAAAGGAGAACGCCAUCCUGUCAGUUAUUGAAGAGGUUCAUAAAAAUUCAUACGAGUCAGCACAAAAGCAGAAAUGGGAACACAUAUUUGCCGACUGGAGGCAAGAGAAGAUCAAGUUGCUUAAUGCUCUAGUUGGACCGUCUCAGAACUGGAUUGAUAUCCGCAAAAUGCCCGAGCAAACAAUAUUAAAUGAGACGACACUGGGAGGGAAGUCAUGCCUUAAUCGAAUGGAAAUGGCAUAUGCCACUGAAGUUUACGAAUAUAACAAAUUAGUUAUUGAAGGUGCCCUCAGACCUAGUCUUGUCCAACGUUUUUCUAAAGUUGCCGAAACAUUCAAUGAUCCUAAAGUAUCCGAAAUGUGGGAAAUGAUGAAAUAUAUGGUCAACAUUCCUCCAAUGUCUAAAAAUCGCGACCCAAUUCAAACUCGAUGCCAGAUGACUGAAUUCGUUGACCAAGCCAAGAAAUAUUUAGAAAAUAGGUACAAAGUGUACAUGUCCACUGUUAUUUCGGAACAUUUGCGUGAAGCUCAAAGAGGUGGCAUUCCAAGCACUUUUAAUUUAGUUUCAUCUUUCGUGGGAUUGAAGUUUAGUCAAAGCGGCUGUUUAGGUCUUCAGGAUGGAAACAUCGAGGGAAAACCAUUGUGGCCAAUGGUCUACUAUUGCCUCCGUUGUGGUGAUAUUCAAUCUGCCCUUCGUUGUGUUGAAAUGGCUGGAUCAGGACAUGAAGAUUUUGCACAAGUUCUAGAGGAUAAACUAAAGAAACCAUCACAAAAAAUCAAUGCAAAGCUUGAAGUUCAACUAAAAAUGCAAUACAAACGGCAAAUAAAGAAUGCAACGGAUCCAUAUAAAAAGGCUGUUUAUUGCAUCAUUGCUUGUUGCGACAAUAACGAACAGCAUCCAGAAGUUGCUAAGACGUCAGAUGAUUUUCUGUGGAUACAACUCUCGUUGAUUCGUACGGAACGUACCGAUGGAUCGGAGAUUUUGACAUAUUCGGAUCUACAAACAAUGAUCCUAGAACAGUACGGCGAAAAACACUUCAACGCUUCAGAACAACCUCAUCUCUAUUUCCAAGUCCUGGUUUUGACUGGACAGUUUGAAGCUGCUAUUGAAUUUUUGUCUCGAUUUGAGCGUUACCGCACUCAUGCUGUUCACAUUGCUCUAGCGUUGAACGAAAUGUUUUUGAUAGGCGGACCGAGAAAUGUCCAAGAGCCCUUGUUAUCUUUCGACAUUGAAGAUCCUGUUCCGAUGCGAAGGUUGAAUAUUGCACGUUUGGUAAUGCUUUACGUUAAAAAGUUUGAAAUCACUGACCCAGCGGAAGCACUUCAGUAUUUCUAUUUUCUAAGAAAUAUGCGUGAUCCUGAAGGUAGAAAUUUAUUCUUGGUAUGUGUAACCGAUUUAGCAAUGGAAUGUCGUGACUAUGAUCUACUCUUUGGUAAACUUCAGCCCAAUGGGAUUCGAUCCAGAGGAUUAUUUGAUCAGUUUGAAGGAGUAGAUAUCGACACUAAGAUUGCGGCAACGAUGGUUGCAAGUGAACAAGUGAAAAGAGGAAUGUUUGAGGAUGCGAUUACACUGUACAAUCUGGCAGGAGAACAUGGUCAAUCCUUGAGAUACAUGUCAAUACUUUUAUCGCAAGUAGUGCACCAACCAUCAAAGAAAGGAUCCUUGCGUGAACGCCUUCAAAUCAUGUCUUAUGAAUUUUUGGAACGGAAUAAAGGCGAAGAACUGAAUUGUGACUCACAAGUUCUAUCAACUUUCACUCUAUUACGAACACUGCUCGAAUUUUUCGAUUACUACCACGAGAAAAAAUAUCAACUCGCACUGGACGCAUUAGAAAAGACCAAACUCGUCCCAUUGAAUAUGUAUGACCUGGAAACCUGCAUAAAUAAUUUCAAGAGACUCGGAGGUGAAAUUUGCAAAGUAUAUCCAGAUGUAUUGUUAGCUACGAUGGAUAUUCUUUAUAGUCAGUACCGAAGUAUCAAAGGUAAAGACGGGCUCUCAUUUUCGGAUGACGGGAAAGAAACGCAACUCGGUUACCUACGUGAAAAAGCAAAGGCGUUAACCAACAUGGCAGCAGCCGUUCCAUAUCGAAUGCCAGGGGAUACAAACAGUCGACUUGUACAAAUGGAAAUUCUCAUGCAUUGACCACAAUUUCUAAUGUUGAAAACCUUGAAUUCCUUUCUUAUUUAUGAAUAAAAGAGUCUGAAAGAA